This is a messenger RNA of Andrographis paniculata, 840 nucleotides long. RefSeq lists its product as uncharacterized. The record is from RefSeq and is a predicted model, not a curated record. Bases 34 to 669 code for a protein of 211 amino acids. Gene Ontology annotation, molecular function: iron ion binding. NCBI's taxonomy places the organism in Eukaryota, Viridiplantae, Streptophyta, Magnoliopsida, Lamiales, Acanthaceae. The transcript has 4 exons.
UUCAUUUAUUUAAAAAAUAAAUUAUAUAAAUAGAUGUGGAGAGCCACACUCCAGCAACAGCAACGCUGCACUUAUUGCCACACAAUCUCCAUUGCAUUUGCUGCACACUUCUUAUCUUCUUCUCCAAGAGAGUUGGGUAAGGGUUCUCCACCAAUGGCCUUGCCCGCUGCCGCCGGACUCCAUGGAACCGGCAAGGCAACAGCGCCGUCGCUUCCGCCGGGGAAUUAUUCCGUCGCCGGCCUGAGGCUUCCGGCGGACCGGUUCGCUCUAAAGUCUUCCUUCUCCGCUCCAUCACUGCACUUGUUCAUGCCUUCUCAGUCUCAGUCUCAGGUGGCGUCCACCUCUCCUGCGACGGCGCCCAAAUUCUCGAUGCGAGUAGCUUCCAAGCAGGCCUAUGUUUGCCGUGACUGCGGGUACAUAUACAAUGACAGAACCCCCUUCGAGAAGUUGCCUGAUAAGUACUUCUGCCCUGUGUGUGGAGCCCCAAAAAGGAGGUUUAAGCAGUACACCCCAGCAGUGUCUAAAAAUGCAAAUGAAACAGAUGUAAGGAAAGCCAGAAAGGCACAGCUCCAGAGAGAUGAAAGCAUUGGGAAGGCAUUGCCGUUCGCAGUUGCACUGGGAGCUGCAGCAUUAGCUGCUUUGUAUUUCUAUCUCAACAGUGCCUACUGAGACCAGACCAGAUCAUUAUUUAUUGGAGCAAGAAUUUUUUUGAACACAUGAAAGAAAACAUAUAAUUAUAUAUGUAGGAACAAAUUAGUGCCACCCAUCAUCCUCUAUUGCAUUUGCAACUUGUGCUUUUGUUUUGUACUAACUAAUUAAUACUAUUCGUUUCCAAAUAAA